This is a messenger RNA of Acaulospora morrowiae, 234 nucleotides long. The record is from the annotation of a GenBank genome assembly. Lineage: Eukaryota; Fungi; Glomeromycota; Glomeromycetes; Diversisporales; Acaulosporaceae.
AUGAGUGAUGAAUUCUAUAUUUCCAAAGAAUCCACAAUGACCGUUGCAAGGGAUAUUAAUCAACAUAUUUUCAAUCCGCAAUGCAUUGUGAAUACUUUAGGAGAAACCAUAGUGGAUCUUUUUGAUAUCGAUAAAGUAUCUGUAAGAGAAUCGAAAGUGACAGUGAAUAAAUAUCACAACAAAACACCGCAUCCUAUCAUUGCGAAUAACACCAAAAAUGCGUUCAAGAAUUGA